Messenger RNA from Amblyraja radiata (thorny skate), 1347 nucleotides. Its product is annotated as E3 ubiquitin/ISG15 ligase TRIM25-like. Lineage: Eukaryota; Metazoa; Chordata; Chondrichthyes; Rajiformes; Rajidae. Bases 29 to 1249 code for a protein of 406 amino acids. Gene Ontology annotation, molecular function: zinc ion binding. The transcript is spliced from 6 exons. The record is from RefSeq and is a predicted model, not a curated record.
UGGCUCUGCACUGCUGGUGCAAGGCAGUAUGGCAGCUGCAGGAUUUACAGAAGAGUUGACGUGUGCGGUGUGUCUGAGCUUGUACCAGGACCCUGUGGCACUGCCCUGCCAGCACAGUUUCUGUGCCAAAUGUAUCAGCGAUGCCUGGGACCAUUCGGAGUCCAUGUGUGGGGUCAACUGUCCUCAAUGUCGCCGAAACUUCAACCCCAGGCCCAGCCUGGUGAAGAACCACACUCUGCAGAACAUUGUGGAGAUGUACAGCCAGUGCCAGCCCACUGCCCCUGCUGCCGGGCCCAGUACCAUGAUGUGUGAGUACUGUAUCGACAGCCCAUCCCCGGCUGUGAAGACGUGUCUCAAAUGUGAAACCUCCUUCUGCUCCCACCAUCUGCAGCCGCAUCUGACCGAGCGGAUCUACAAGGACCAUGGGCUGAUCGAGCCCAUUGCCGACUUCACCACCAGGCAGUGCCCAACUCAUAAGAAGGUCCUUGUGUUCUACUGCGAGCAGGACAAGGAGUGCGUGUGUAUGUCCUGCACUGUCAUGGGGAAACACAAAUCCCACUCUCUGUUGACUGUGGAGGAGGCAAAGGACAAAAUCAAGGGGAAACUCCAGAGCGAGGGCAAUAAUCUUCGUGAACAUCAGGAUGAUUGCACAAGGAAACAGCUGAGCCUAAAGCAACAAGAAAGUGAAAUAAAGAGGCACAUCAAGGAGAUGAAGGAAAAACUGUUGACUGAGUUCUCCGGAUGGAGGAAGCAAUUGGAAGAAGAUGAGAAAACUGUACUGAAGAUGAUCGAUGAUGAGGAACACCGAGUGCUCUCCUGCAUCAAGAGCGAAUCUGACUCGUUGGUAGAAAAGAUGGAUAAACUUCAACUAAUAGACAAGGAAUCCCAAGACCAAGACCAGAAGGAUGCUCUCUCCUUUAUUCAGGACGUGAAGCAGCUCCUUGAGAGGUCCAACAUCUAUGCGUACAACAGAGUUUUUCAAUAUGGCACUGUGAAUCGAGGUCAAUACGUUGACUAUGUUGAUGACGACUAUAUUUUAUUGUCACAAGCACAUAGAAACACUACGUCUCAGGAUACCCGCGUGGACCUGUCCACCAUCACGGCUUCUUUCGAUAUGAAGAUGAACAAAUAUCAAAAGUACCAAAGAAGCAUCCUGGAAACUAUCGCUUCAAAAUCCCGUCAGUUUCACCAGUUACAAGUGCAACCAUUUGUCUCUGCAUGGGACAGACUGAGUUUCCCGAUACAAUGAAUGGUGCCUCGUCUGCCUUUGCGUGUGGAAUAUUACAGCUUCUGUCAGGGAGUAGUUCAGGUUUGCUGUACAAAUCUUACCAGCCGAGUGAAGAGAGA